UAAAGAACAUUUUAUAGUUACAAGUCCUGUACAAUGUAGUUUUAUCAGUUUGAACUAAUUACUUUUUUUAGAAUGCAGGAAGUCCAUGGACAAAAAGCUUACAGAGCUUAUUGAAAAAAAGCAAGCUAAUGCUGAUACUGGUUUGGACAAUACGGUCAAUGCCAAUAGAAUUGAUAGACCUGCCUUGGCAGAGACCACACCUGGACAUACACCCAACAGAAAAAGAAAACAAACAACAAAUGUGGGAGUAAAGCAAACAAGAACAAAAAAAAAGAAAGAUACAUGUGGUAAAACUGUCAAAAAAUCUAAAGGUGCCGAAAACCACGACAGUGAUGAUGAGGAAAAUGAUGGAAAUUCACCUGCUGUCACAAGAGAAGCUAUAAAAACAGCAGUUGAUUCACUUCUUAGAAGUCGGAAUGAAAAAAAUCAUAUCACCACACCACCACUUGUUGCAGCCAAACCUCAACAGACCUCAUAUGAGGAUGAUUCCCAGAGAGUUCAACAACAACCUUAUGAAAAUCAGUCACAUGUACCACAUCCUCAGAUAUCGCAACAACAUCCGUCCCACCAACCUGUUCAACAACCAGUCUCUAUUCAUAAGGAGCUACACUUACCAGUAACUCCACAACUUUCACAACAAAAUGAGUCAUGUGUACCACAUCCUCAGAUAUCGCAACAACAUCUGUCGCACCAACCUGUUCAGCAACCAAUCUCUAUUCAUAAGGAGCUACACUUACCAGUAACUCCACAACUUCCACAACAAAAUGAGUCAUGUGUACCAGUCACUCAACUGUCUCAGCAAAAUGAAUGGCAUGAUAUACCACUUCAUCAACAAAUGUCUCAGCAAAAUCCAUCAAUGCAAAUACCACUUCAUCAAUUAUCCCCUCAACAAAGUCAUCUUUACCAGUUCCUAAACAACUUUUUCAACAAAAUCAGUCGCAACAAUUAUAUCCUUAUAAUUCAAACAUGUUUAACCAGCCAAGUACAUCAAAUGGACAGAACUCCUUUCCAUACAUGAGUAUGCUCAUGAACAACAAUGACCAUCAAUUUCAGCAGGACAUACAAGUACCACCAAUUAGACAAAGCCUAGAGACUGCAUAUAAUUGGCCAAUCUCCAGCCAUACCAGUUCCUUCUGUGAAAGUGGGACUUCUUUUGAACCUUUGAUAGAACAGGUCAUAAGUGAUGAUGAGAAGGAAGAUACUGAUGAUCAAAGUCAAUGUCACAAAUGCUGUGACCAACUUAAAUAUUUAAAAAAAGAAAUAAAAGAACUGAAAAAGGACGUUGAAAAACUAAAAAAGAAGUCUAAGAAAAACCAAUCUUCUGACCUUAAAGAUGCAGAUAUAGAUAACAACCAUCAAGAGAACAAUAUGGUUAAUGGAUAUACAAAGGAUGAAAUUGAAAUAACAGUCAGAUCCAGAUCUGAUGUGACACAGGCUGUUAAGGCAACAAUGCCAAUGGUUUUCAAUGAAGAUGAAUUGAGGAGUUGCAGCCUAUUAGGCCAAAAAAAAAUUACAAAAACAGAUGACCCAAGACCUGGCCUUGAUGAAACCAAAAGAAGUUUCUUAGAAGAUUUAAUAGCCAAGGCCUAUACUGUGGCAAUAAAGGAAGUAAGAGGGAAAAUGAGGGACAGGCUCAAGAUGUUUGCCAGGAAAUAGGACAGGAGAUUUUUUCUAUCUUACAUGUCUUAACAUAAUUGUGACAAAAAUUAACAUUGACAUUUUCAUUUUCAUUAUCCGUCAUUGUUGUCAGUAUUUCAUAAUGGAAUUAUACAUAUCAAUGAGU
Mytilus trossulus (common blue mussel) is the source of this 1783-nucleotide messenger RNA. RefSeq lists its product as uncharacterized. The record is from RefSeq and is a predicted model, not a curated record. Bases 967 to 1656 code for a protein of 229 amino acids. The transcript is spliced from 5 exons. NCBI's taxonomy places the organism in Eukaryota, Metazoa, Mollusca, Bivalvia, Mytilida, Mytilidae. Gene Ontology annotation, molecular function: DNA binding.